UGGCUGCUUAGCGCCGCGACACGCAUUCGUGAGACAGACACAGCAGCCAUUUUCAAAGAGAUGGACGUGGACCAAGACAACAAAGUUUCAUGGGAAGAGCUCGAGCAGUACCAGCAUGACGCCGCUGACGAUGGCACUGACGACGACACUGAUGAUGAUGACGACUCCAAUGACGUCGUAGUCUCUGCCAGGCUCCUGGAACUCAAACAACGGAAACUGCAGGAAGCUCGGGAGCUGUUCGACGCUGCCGACGCUGACGACGACAACUUUCUGAAUGAGACCGAGCACCAGGCGUUCAGGGAGCCCGACCGGUUUGAUCACACGCUGGAAGUUUUGUACCGGCAAACUAUGGAACGUAAAGACACCGACGGUGACGGGAGCCUCAACAAGCAAGAAUUCGUCACUAACGUUGACGUUGACGAGGACGCCCGGCCGGCUGAGUUUGAAGACGAGGAUGAUAACGACGAUGGCCUGAUGACGAAGGAGGAGCUGAUGGCGUGGCUGCGUCACGACUAUUCGACGGAGGUCGAAGCAACUGUAGCCGGCCUGCUAGCUGCUGACAGCGACGGAGACCAGCGGUUGACUUUAUCAGAACUGAAAUCUGCUCCUCGGACGCUGCGCCGGCACCCGCUUCUGCUUGAGGGCGCUCGCCUUGUCAAAGCCCUUGACGAGCGCCGCGCCAGGGACGAGCUUUAGUUGAGCUUGAGUGCAGCAGAGCCAACUUUAGCUCGGUGUGUUUGCGUUUGUGUGUGAUGUGUAUGUUUGAAGAAACUCGCUUAUAUUUUAAUCACUACCGAGUAAACAUUUAUCCUGUAUGCGUUCAAGUCCAAUUUUAUCAAUAAAGAAAUAAAUGUACAACAUAUAUCUCAA
Molecule: messenger RNA, 870 nt
Organism: Hyalella azteca
Lineage: Eukaryota; Metazoa; Arthropoda; Malacostraca; Amphipoda; Hyalellidae
Product: reticulocalbin-1
Exons: 6
Coding region: 61-696 (211 amino acids)
Cellular component (GO): endoplasmic reticulum
Molecular function (GO): calcium ion binding
Source: RefSeq, a predicted model, not a curated record